GACCGACUCAUUAGAGGGUUGUGCCUUUUCCAGUUUUUCUCCUCGUUUUUCCCCUCGAGAGCUUUUCCACGUUAUACUGAACCCUCUCUUCUCUCUCUCCUCCAUUAGAGCGUAAUUAUUCUUUUCUGAGGUAUAAUUCUCCAUUGAAGUAGCUUGUGAGCUUUCUCUCCUCCAUUGAAGAUUUGAUGCAGCUUCCGAGAAUUUGGUUAAUAUAACCCUUUAAUGUGAGGAUGAAAUUGUGAAAAUGGACUUCUUUCUAUUCAAUAAGAGUUUUUGGAAAAGGCACAAGAAGAAAAUAUUGGUUUCAUUGGGAGUUGCUGGAACUGGGUAUUUUUGGUACAAGUUGUAUGAUGCUCACAAACACCGGCUUGCUGAACUGGAAUUGGAACUUGCUGACCGCCGGGAGAAUGAUGAAAGCAUUAAGGCUCAAAUGCAAGAACAUUUCGAGACCAUUCAGAGAAUAGCUAGCACAACGACGUUGCCUCGAGCCAUGAACUUCUUAAGCACUAGGACAAAUGAGGAGUUAAACCUUUCGGUGUUGACGGAGAGGCUGAAACAAGGAAAGGAUGUUUUGACCCUUCCAGAGAAACUUGAACUAUGGGAUAAACUCAAAGUACUGAGCUUCACUAAAAUGGUUACAUCAAUUUGGUCGGUUACUAUGCUUAGCUUAUUUGUUAGAGUACAAGUGAACAUACUUGGAAGACAUCUUUACAUUGACAUUGCAAGAUGUCAGGAAAGCUCCCCAUUGCUUGAAGAAGCUAGUCUCAUUGGUCAGGAUGAUGAACAAAAUUUUUUAGCUAGGGCUGAUUUUCUGGCUAGUCAUGGGUUGCCUGCUUUAAUCUUCAAUAUGCAGGCUGCUGCAUCAGAAGUCCUAAAAUGCAAACAGCUGAAAGAUAUCUUUGAUCCCUUAAUACUUCAUGAAACUAUUGUUCAAGUACUUGACACAUUCAUGAGCAUGGGAAGGCCUCGUCAUUGGAUGGAAUACUUGCUGCCAGAAGAUGCUAAAUUGCCAAGCUUAGCUGCAUCUCAGAGCGGUGAUAAUUUAAUUAUUUCUGAUAUGCCCAAAUUCGAUCAACUCAUGACGGAGACGCAUACUGUUUUAUCGAGUAACGAGUUCACAAAUGUGGUAGAUGUAUCUCUCAAGACGCUGGUGAAUGCUAUAGUGAGAGAUAUUUUUGUCGAUCAAUCAGGAGCAGGUACACCCUCAUCAGGCAUAGCAUUGGUGAAACUUUUGCCUCGAGUUGCACAAAUGAGUCAGCUACUACUUGAUGAACCUACAAGUAACCAGUUUGUUCAAACGAUAAAAAAUAUACAGGAUGUUGAGUUGUUCUUCACCAUCCUCUAUGCAAAUGCUUUAACUGUUUAAUCACUUUGGAGAUUGUACAAUAGAUAUUUGUCUCAAGAUUCAGAUAAAUAGAAAUUUGUCUGCACAGUCGCAAUAUCUGUUGGAAUUUAA
Messenger RNA from Chenopodium quinoa (quinoa), 1456 nucleotides. RefSeq names its product peroxisome biogenesis protein 3-2-like. Gene Ontology annotation, cellular component: peroxisomal membrane. Lineage: Eukaryota; Viridiplantae; Streptophyta; Magnoliopsida; Caryophyllales; Amaranthaceae. The transcript has 7 exons. Gene Ontology annotation, biological process: protein import into peroxisome membrane. The coding region runs from base 245 to 1366 and encodes 373 amino acids. The record is from RefSeq and is a predicted model, not a curated record. Gene Ontology annotation, molecular function: protein-macromolecule adaptor activity.